AUCGUCGUGUGGAACACGGUGGACGCAUCGGACAAUCAUGUUCGACUCGACGAUCAUGUCGAACUCGACGAUCGAGUCGGACAUUCGUGUUCGACUCGAUGACCGUGUCGAACUCGACGAUCGAGUCGGACAUUCGUGUUCGACUCGACGAUCGUGUCGGACGAUCGUGUCGGACUCGACGAUCAUGUUCGACUCGACGAUCGUGUCGAACUCGACGAUCGAGUCUGACUCGACGAUCGUGUCGGACGACGAUUGUGUUGGACUCGACGAUUCUGUUCGACUCGACGAUCGUGUUCGACUCGACAAUCCUGUUCGACUCGACGAUCGUGUUGACUCGACGAUCGUGCUCGACUCGACGAUCGUGUUUGACUCAACGAUCGUGUCGGACUCGACGAUCGUAUUCGACACGAUGACCAUGUCGGACUUGACGAUCGUGUUCGACUCGACGAUCGUGUUCGGCUCGACGAUCGCAUCGGACAAUCGUGUUCGACUCGAUGAUCGUGUCGGACUCGACGAUCGUCGCAUCGUGUUCGACUCGACGAUCGUGUCGGACUCGACAAUCGUAUUCGUCUCGACGAUCACAUCGGACAAUCGUAUUCGACUCGACGAUCGUGUCGGACUCGACGAUCGUCGCAUUGUGUUUGACUCGACGAUCGUGUUCGACUCGACGGCCGUGUCGGACUCGACGAUCGUGUUCGACUCGACGGUCGUAUCGGACUCGACGAUCGUGUUCGACUCGACGAUCGUGUUCGACUCGACGAUCGUGUUCGACUCGACGAUCGUGUUCGACUCGGCGAUUGACUCCAUCGCUUGCAGCACAACCUUGGAAAGCAUGGACUGUAGGGCAUCUAAUACAAUGCUCAAUGAGGAUUUUCCUCCACCAGACCUGCCAAUGUGUUCACAAGAUGUUCGAAGUGGUCACGAACGUGUCAAUAAUACUCCAGAAUCUCCUGCUCAUAAGAGGUCACAGGUUAUUGCGUGUGCAGACACUACAUGUGAAAGUGCGUAUCCGGUCCUGCGCUGCCCGGUUCAAACCUCUGAUGGAGACAGUGCGGAAGGUCAGGAGGGUAAGGCCUCCUCUGCUGACAACAACACAUCCGAUGUAGACCGUGUUGUGUGGGUGCCGAGGAGUUCACUUCGAGAUUUCGAGUACACAGGUCUUCUGUUUGGUGAGAGUGAUAAAGAUGGUUCAGAUUCAAGUACUUUGGUGUCGUCUAGCGCUGAUAGUUCUCCAGAUAAAAUCGGUCAUCUGCAAACGUACGCUAACCGGGAUACUGACCACUGUCGUCGAAAUGGCGACGAGAAUUGUGAUGUCAUCUCUGAUUUCGAUGACAUUUUUCCGAAACGUCUAACAAGACUGGAAGACGUGAAGUUCUUGCAGAGGCAGCGGGAAAGGACAAGAGGGAUAGGAGCUGAUGUUUUGGGUGCUGGGCAAGUUGGCGCGGAAGGAAAAAAGGAGGAUGGAGCAGAUGAAGGUGACAUCCAAGAGCAUGCGCUUCAAGACACAUUUGCACAGGAAACAGCGGUCACGGUCGAAGACCCCAACAUGUUGCGAUUCAUUGACCAGGAAAUGGCAAAGAGACGGGGGAGGGACAUUAUGAUUGAUGAGGACGCGCAGGAGAAGGAAGCGAAGAAGAUUGAAGAUGACCUGUAUGCCAUGCCAGAGCACCUGAAGGUGAAAAAACGAACAGCAGAGGAAAGUUCCACUCAAUGGACCACGGGCAUUGCUGAAGUACAGCUUCCAAUCGAGUACAAGUUGAGGAACAUUGAAGAAACAGAAGAAGCAAAGAAGAAAUUGCAGCAACGGCGAGCGUUUAUUGGGAGGGGCAGGUCCAGCGCGAGUAUUCCGGCGAGUUACAGUGCCGAUUACUUCCAGCGAGGGCGAGAGUACUCAGAGAGGCUUCGGCGAGUCUUCCCAUCGCCGCUAUUGCGCAACAAUAGUUCCGUGUACUGUGCAGUUUCCCCCAUCCUGUUCUUGGAACUGGGAGUCGGGGGCUAGAAAGAGGAAGGAGAAUGGGAGCGCAGGGGAGGAGGGGAGAAGGAGAUAGUAGGGAAGCAACAAACUGCUUGUGGGAAGUAGUGUGGACAAUGGGUGGAGAAGGAGAAAGGAGAGGAGAGCAAGGUGGUAUGGAGUGUGGACCAAGGACCAUAUCAAACGUUCGACAUAUAUUCGGGGUCUAAUAUGGAUCCGAUACAUUUGAGGGUUUUCAAUGUGUCAUAUUUUGAAUGUUGUGCAGUGUGGACGAAGGCCCAUAUUAAACAUUGGACAUGUAUUCGGGGUCUAAUAUGGACCAGAUAUAUUUGAGGGGUUCCAAUGUGUCACAUUUCAAAUGUUGUGCAGUGUGGACCAAGGCACCCAUUAAACGUUUAACAUGUAUUCGGCCCCCGUUGAACGUUUGACAUGUAUUCGGAGUUUAAUAUGUGGACCAGAUAUAGUUGAUUUUCAAUGUUGUGCAGUGUGGACGCAGACCUCGUAUUCUCCCAUGAUCCUCUUGUUGUAAAACAGGGUGUGGAAAAUUUCCGACAUCUGUGUGGCGUGUGGGGCAUGUCACAAAAAUUCGGGAAAGUGGUUUACGACUGACUUGGAGGGGAAAAACAAAACAUCUCAACCGAG
Messenger RNA from Chara braunii, 2614 nucleotides. NCBI's taxonomy places the organism in Eukaryota, Viridiplantae, Streptophyta, Charophyceae, Charales, Characeae. The record is from the annotation of a GenBank genome assembly.